Messenger RNA from Aedes albopictus (Asian tiger mosquito), 3026 nucleotides. RefSeq lists its product as uncharacterized. The transcript is spliced from 6 exons. The coding region runs from base 912 to 2084 and encodes 390 amino acids. The record is from RefSeq and is a predicted model, not a curated record. Lineage: Eukaryota; Metazoa; Arthropoda; Insecta; Diptera; Culicidae. Gene Ontology annotation, molecular function: 2-oxoglutarate-dependent dioxygenase activity.
GGUCAGCGCGCCGCGCCGCCAGACCAAAUGAUAGGUAUAGGAGAGUGGACGAGGAAAUCGAAACGGUGUCUUUCUCAGUCGAUCGUUGCUCGCUGAAGUGUACAGUCGUCGCGCGUAUUGCUGUGCAGACAGUUCGUGUCCUAGGAGUUUUCGGAAGUGUUGUGCCAGUCAGUUCCGAACCAGCCCAGAGUUGAUCGGUUGCAGUGAUUAUUGGUUGUCAAUCUGUGUCAAUAGGAAGCGCCGUACUCAUUCGCUAAACGCUUCUCGGUGAUCUAUGCGGUUGUGGUGUGUAAUCUACGAAAGAGGAUCAAGUCGAAUCAACUUCCGGGGAAGUACGUAACAUUUUGCACUCAGUGUUCAAAUGGAAAGUACUUUCAACUCGUCGCUCGACGGAAAGCAUAAGCUGGGUUGCCCUCGAAACUGAUGUCAAUGGUUGGUAGUGUUUGUGGUACCCUCAUGAUCGCCUUCGAGUGAAGAAGGCCAGUGAACACAACCUAACAACCAACUCACAUGGUUUGCGUGUGAUUUUUCCCCCUUUCACGUAACGUGUGUAAAACCGAAGGAGAAGGUGUCAAGGAAGGCGCGCGCGCUUGAAAGAGAUACAAGCAAUAAUAAAUCUAUACACAAGCACGAAAGGCCGAUAUAAGGCAACAUAAUAAUAAAUCCAAAACGUGGAAAAUAAGCAUACCGAAAGCAAAACCAAAAAGUGAACUGAACCUGACACAUAAAAAGUGCGAAUAGUGCCAGAAGAGGAGAUUUCGGUUACGCAGGCGGUGAAAUCGAGUGAACAAGAAGUGAUAGUUGAAGAAGAGCGCGCAAGCCCUCGGUGGUGUCUUAAGAGUUGAAUCUUAAGUAAGUUCGGAAAGUGAAAGGUUUGCUCAGUGGCAUUUAACGAAAAUUCAUCAGGUAAAAUGUUGAAAACCAAAGCCGGCGAAGACAAGGUGAAUACACUGCUAUCCACCAGCCAAAUUCCGAUCAUCGAUCUGGCGCAUUGUGGCACAGAGGAAUGCCCCAUCCGGUCGGUUGUCAAUCGAGUCGGUUCACAGCUGGUUCGCGCCUUGACAGAAAAGGGAGUAGCCCUUUUGGUUAAUCAUGGCAUCGCGGAGGAUAAGAUCAAGUACGCUUACAAUCAUUUGGAUGAUUUUUGCAAACUGCCAGACUCAACGAAGGAGAUGUACCUGCGGCAGGACGGCAACCAUGGGUACGUGAAACCGGGCCAGGAGCGUUUUGAUGGUAUAACAAAGGACAUCCGACACACUUUCAACAUCUGCACGCUGAAACCGGACGCAAAACUGCCAGAAGAACCCCUGCCUGGUUUCCGGGAGCACAUAUCCGAUCUGGCAACGGACUUCCAGCGGUUAUCGUCGCUUCUGCUGCAAGCUCUGGCCGUGGGACUCGAAAUGCCAUACAAGUACUUCCUCGAGAAGCAUACUCACAUUCUGGAUGGCGAAGGGGAAAACCAGUCGACUUUCCGAUUGCUGUAUUACCCGCCGCUGAUCGAAGACGAUGGCAAAAACGAGCUGCAACGGGGUACCUGCAAGUACAGCCAGCAGCGCUGCCUCAGGGACGAAAUUGAUCUCUCGCUACCGGAAGACUACAGGAACAAGCUCGCCGAGGAGGAAGAGGCCCGGCAGGAGCAGUACACGCGCUGUGGGGCACACUGCGACUACGGGACAUUCACACUGCUGGUGCAGGACUCCGAGGGUGGCCUGGAGGUGAAACUGCCCGGAUCGGACAAGUGGAAGCGGGUAGGGUUCCUGCCCGGUGCCAUUCUGAUCAACGCGGGUGAACUACUGUCGACGUGGACCAACGAGAGGAUUCCUGCCCUGCAACACCGAGUCGUGAUACCGCAAGAGGAAUCGCUCAAAAGCCGCGGAAGACAUUCAAUAGCAUUUUUUGUGCACCCUGAUAAUUGCACCGACAUCGAACCUUUCGAGAUGCCAACCUCAAGUUCCUCCAACUCGCUCGACUCGAUGGACAAGAAGCCAAAGAAUCGGAAAAAGUCCUUCAAGACCGCCAAGACAAAGAUCUACAAUGCCUAUCAACAUGUGCAACGUCGGUUCAAGGAAACGUACGCUUCCUAACAAGAGCAACAACCAGAAGAAGGACUGCUUUUUCGGAGCCCCAUCUGCGCAGCCCCGCAGAUCGAACACCCGAACAGUAAACAACAGGCCAAUUUUAGGAGGUUAACUAGCAUUAUUAUUGUGGAAAGGAGCGCAGAGUAACUGAAACUUAAAUUAAAACAAAACUACUUACUCAUGCUGCUGGGCCGCUUGCAGUGGCUAAUGGUAGCAGCACCAGCGGCGAACUCGACGGUUGUGAAAGGGAAACCAGCAAAACUUAUACAAACCCGCCUCGAGAUAGGAUCAUCAAUCACGUUUGUCAAAUAGAGCCACAUCUAAACAUAAUCAUCCCCAAAAAAAAUCAUGUUCUGUUUUCGAACGACCCGGAAUGUUAAAGAGUGCAAUUCCAGAAGCAGCCAGCAGUAGGAUCUAUUUAUUCUACUUCGUUCAUUUAGUGGUUUUUAUGUUCUUGUACCCCGUCUGUGCUUUCUAUGUUUUGCAGAAGGAAUGCUCUAUCCGUCCCAAACUGUAAGCAAAUGAGAAUAGCGAUUUUGUAGGAAACUGCCUCACCAUAGCGAAUUGUAAUAGGGCAUUGAAUGGUUUUAUGCCAGGAGCUGUAUAAACGUAUCACAUUCAUGUCAUUCAUUAUAACUGUGCAAAGUUUUAGUGUUACAUUAAUGAAAAGUUGUCUUCCUAAUUUUUUAUCCAUCAUUUUAUUUCAAUAGUUCAUAAUAGAAACAACAUUUCCAUUGGACAUGGCUAUCACCCGUCGAAAAUAGACUUCCCUUCUGCCUUUUAUCAGGUUGUAAAGCGAACUAGUUAAUCUAUCCCCUUACAUUUCAACAAUCCACACAACCCAGAAGUCCUCAAAAGCUGCUACAAACAACGAAGUGAUAUCUUGUAAGAGAAACGAGUAAAUUAAAUAUUUUUUUUAAGGAAUACAUUUUCAUUUUACAUACAAUA